GAUUUGAUGCCAUAUCCUUCGUACUCCACCUGAGCCUGGCACAUCUGGAGGAGAAGAACACACAUGUGCGAAUGCUGUACGUGGACUUCAGUUCAGCGUUCAAUACAAUUAUCCCUCAGCACUUGGUAAGCAAAUUGGGUUCAUUGGGCCUCAGCACCCCCUUGUGUAACUGGCUACUGGACUUUCUCACUGACAGACCCCAGUCAGUGCGGGUUGGAAACAACACCUCCAACAUCAUCUCUCUGAGCACCGGCUCCCCUCAGGACUGUGUCCUGAGUCCACUGCUGUUUACCCUGAUGACCCAGGCCUGCUGUGCCAGGUUUAGUACAAACCACAUCAUGAAGUAUGCAGAUGAAACAGCAGUGGUGGGCCUUAUCCGGGACAACAAUGAUCUGGCUUACAGGGAGGAGAUGAAACAACUGGUGGACUGGUGCAACACGAAUAAUCUGGUCCUGGAUGUUGACAAAACAAAGGAGGUCAUUGUUGACUUCAGGAGACACUGGCACAUUCACACACCACUACACAUUAAUGACAUUGAUGUGGGGUUGGUCAGUAGCACUAAGUUCCUGGGGGUGCAGAUCACGAACAGUCUGACCUGGUCACAAAACAUCGCAUCACUAGUUAAGAGAGCGCAGCAGCGGUUGCACUUUCUGUGCCGGAUGAGAAGAGCUCACCUCCCCCAUCCCGUCCUCACCGCUUUCUACAGUGGCGCCAUAUAGAGCAUUUUGACCAGCUGCAUCUCUGUCUGGUUUGGGGACUGCAAAGCCUCCGACUGGAAGGCCGUGCAGAGAGUGAUGAGGACGGCUGAAAAAAAUCAUCGGGACUUCUCUCCCUUCAAUCCGGGACAUUGCGUGCAAACGUUGCUCGUCCAAGGCCAACAGCAUUAUAAAAGACCCCACACAUUUCCAUCAUGGACUGUUCACUCUGCUGCCCUUGGGAAAAGAUGGAGGGGGAUAUGAUAUUAUCACUGCUGAAGUGGUGGUGACACCGGACGUUCGAGACUACAGACCAAGCUAUGGUUCUCUGAAACGGGUCUGGGAGAUGAAUUAUCAGGAAGCAGCAAUCUACCUGCAGGAGGGAGAAAAUAAUGACAAGUUUUUCACUCAUCCAAAAGAUCAAAAAGCCCUUGCAGCCUACCUCUUUGUGCACAAUCACACCUUCUAUAUCAUGGAGCUGAUUUCCGGAUUGCUGCUGUUGAUACUCUCGCUGUGCGAGGCUCCAGCUGUUCCCUCACUCAGACUCGACAUUUAUGUGCAUGCCACACUGGAACUGCUUGCACUUCUCACAGUGGUGUUUGAACUUGGUAUGAAGAUGAGAUGGUUAGGUUUUCGGACCUUUAUUAGGCAUAAAAGAACUAUGCUGAAAAGUUCAGUUUUGUUUGUACAGUUUAUAGAAGUCAUUGUGGUAUUAAUCAGACAGACCUCGCACGUCCGGGUGACUCGCGCUUUGCGACCAAUCUUUCUGGUAGACUGCAGAUAUUGUGGUGCAGUGAGAAGAAACUUGCGCCAGAUCUUCCAAUCUCUUCCUCCCUUUAUUGACAUUUUAUCGCUACUACUUUUCUUCAUGGUUAUUUUUGCUAUUUUAGGUUUUUAUUUGUUUUCCGCCAAUCCAUUGGAUCCAUAUUUUAGCACUCCAGAAGACAGUCUUGUCAGUUUGUUUGUUCUGCUAACUACGGCUAAUUUUCCAGAUGUGAUGAUGCCAGCUUAUUCCAAAAACUCGUGGUCCUGUGUGUUCUUUAUUGUGUACUUAUCCAUCGAACUCUACUUCAUCAUGAAUCUGCUUCUUGCUGUGGUGUUUGACACAUUUAAUGACGUUGAAAAGAGGAAGUUUAAAUCACUCCUUUUGCACAAACGAUUAGCAAUAGAGCACGCCUUCCACCUUCUGGUCAGCAAGCGGAGGCAUAAUGGCAUUUCCUUCAAACAGUUUGAGGGUUUAAUGAGAUUCUAUUACCCAAGAAUGAGUGCUCGAGAUAAAUAUCUCACCUUCAAAGCACUGAAGAAAAGCAAUACAGAGUUACUUGGAAUAGAAGAUUUUUACAACUUCUAUGAAGUUACUGGAUUAAAAUGGAAAGCAAAAAGAAGUGGAGACUAUUGGUUUUAUGACCUCCCACAUACUCCAUUUCUCAUUUUUAAAGGCAUUAAUAUCCUUGUGAAGUCCAAAGCAUUCCAAUAUGCCAUGUAUGUUGUAAUUGCUGUAAACGGGAUUUGGAUACUGGCAGACACACUCAUGAUUAAAGAUGGUGCCUUUUUCCUAAGGAUUGUGCCCUGGAGUUACAUUGUAUUUCUCACAAUUUAUGGUGUUGAAAUGUUGCUGAAAAUUACUGGACUGGGACCAUCGGAGUAUUUCACAUCUGGAUGGAAUCUGUUUGAUUUCCUGGUUACCAUAUUUGCAUUUGUUGGAAUAGUGGUCUUGGCAUUUGAUAUGGAGCCAUUCUAUUUCAUUGUUAUAUUGAGGCCACUUCAGUUGCUCAGAUUAUUUAAGAUUAAGCGAAGAUACAGAGAUGUUCUGGACACAAUGUUUGAAUUACUUCCCAGAAUGGCCAGUUUAGGGUUAACACUCAUGAUAUUUUACUACUCGUUUGCAAUAGUGGGAAUGGAGUUUUUUGGUGAUGUUCUCUACCCUAACUGCUGCAAUAACAGCAUGGUAGCAGAUUCAUACCGUUGGAUAAAUCGGACUAUUGGUGACAGAACAGUGAUACAGGGGUAUUAUUCACUCAAUAACUUCAAUAACAUCCUGAACAGUUUUGUUACUUUGUUUGAGCUGACUGUUGUAAACAAUUGGUAUAUAAUCAUGGAAGGCGUGGUAUCUCAGACAUCUCAUUGGAGUCGUAUUUACUUUAUGACUUUCUAUAUUGUAACAAUGGUUGUGCUUACUAUUAUCGUUGCCUUUAUUUUGGAUGCCUUUCUAUUUCGUAUGAACUACAGUAGAAAAAAUAAAGAUGAGGAAGAUGAGAAUGGAAUUGUUUUCGAGACUGAGGUGGACAAAGCGGAAAUUGACAGACUUCUUGAAUACAACAAACAGAAUGGUUCUUCAUCCUCUGCGAUCUCUGGACUUGUUAAAUUGUCAUCCAGAAUGGCAAACAAUGAUCAACUUAAAAUGGUUUUUAUUGGCAGAAGAUUAAGAACAAAGAGUGACCUGAGUAUUAAAAUGUAUGAAGAGGAGAUUCAGGAAUGGUACGAAGAGCAUGCCCGGAUAAACCAAAUGCAGCAGGACCAACCACUGGAAUGUAUUUUGAACUCCAACACGCACCUGCCAUCUGCAGAAUUGCGACAGCGCUCCCAGACUGUAACUUAGAAAUAUAACCAACUUGUCCACAAUGCAAUAAUUAUUCAGUAUUAUUUUGUAUCUGGUGUUUUGCACGUAUGCACUUGGGGAUGUUCUGCCAGUUCGAAGACCUACUGUGAUGGUACAAUGCUGAAUUCUGGAAGGGGUCAGACUGCUGGGGAGGAAAGAGUCCACGUUACUCAGAAAUUAUGAUCUGAUGAUCUGUGGUAAGCUAUAUGUGUCAAAAAAUAUAUAUUGUUAUGUUUAUUUAAGUUCCAUUGAUAUUUAGCUUUUAGCAGUUUUUAUUUCAUACCUGAAUUAAUAACGUGCUCUGUGGGUAGCUGAUCACAAUAUUUUAAUAUAAAAAAAACCUCCAUAACCAGUGUUUUUUAUUGCGGCAGUUCUCAUUGUCAGUCUAUAAGAUGUACUAUACCUAAAGGAAUCAUUCUUUUUUGACUCAGAAGAUGUAAUUCUCAGGGUCACCUAUUUGUAAGCCAUAGUAUUAUAUACAGGAAGCUACAGUGCCCUCCAUAAUGUUUGGACAAAGACCUAUCAUUUAUUUAUUUGCCUCUAUACUCCACAAUUUAAGAAUUGUAAUAGAAAAAAAUCAUUUGUGGUUAAAGUGCACAUUGUCAGAUUUAAAUAAAGGCUGUUUUUGAACAGUUUGGUUUCACCAUGUAGAAAUUGCAGCAGUGUUUAUACAUAGAAUCUCCAUUUCAGGGCACCAUAAUGUUUGGGACACAGCAAUGUCACGUAAAUGAAAGUAGUCAUGUUAAGUAUUUUGGUGCAUAUCCUUUGCAUGCAAUGAUGACUUGAAGUCUGCUAUUCAUGGACAUCACCAGUUGCUGGGUGUCUUCUCUGGUGAUGCUCUGCCAGGCCUGUAUUGCAGCCAUCCUUAGCUUAUGCUUGUUUUGGGGUCAAGUCCCCUUCCUCUUCAGCAUAUAAAAGGCAUCUCAAUUGGGUUCAGAUUGGGUGAUUGACUUGGACACUCAAGAAUUUACCAUUUUUUAGCUUUGAAAAACUCCUUUGUUGAUUUAGCAGUAUGUUUGCAAUUAUUGCUUGCUGUAGAAUGAACUGCCGGCCAAAGGCAAAGGCAAGUUUAUUUGUUUAGCACCAUUCGUGCAAACAACAAUUUAAGGUGCUUUACAGGAAAGAAAAAAUAAAAUAGUCAAUAAUUAAAAAUUGCAAAAUAAGCAAUACGACAAAUGUAUGAAUAAUAAAACAACGUCAAUGAAACAAUAAAACGAUUUUAAAAAGCACAUAAAAGGGUUAAAAUUAGACGGUUAAGAUUACCUGCAUGUCGGGUUAUGGACAAGCUAUAGUAAACAACAGUGUUUUUAGGCCUGAUUUAAAUGCGCUUACAGUCUGUGCACACCUCAGGUGUUCAGGAAGCUUGUUCCACAGGUGUGGAGCAUAAAAACCGAAUGCUGCUGUUUUUAAGGCUUCGGGAAAAUGCCCCGAUUGAAGGAAAGUGUUUACUAUGUUCAGUACUUCUGGUGCAACACUGUUAAAA
Leucoraja erinaceus (little skate) is the source of this 4777-nucleotide messenger RNA. RefSeq names its product two pore segment channel 1 (gene tpcn1). Gene Ontology annotation, biological process: transmembrane transport; monoatomic ion transport. The transcript has 27 exons. Gene Ontology annotation, molecular function: monoatomic ion channel activity; voltage-gated channel activity. NCBI's taxonomy places the organism in Eukaryota, Metazoa, Chordata, Chondrichthyes, Rajiformes, Rajidae. Gene Ontology annotation, cellular component: endosome membrane; lysosomal membrane. The record is from RefSeq and is a predicted model, not a curated record. The coding region runs from base 1042 to 3294 and encodes 750 amino acids.